Messenger RNA from Aphanomyces invadans, 943 nucleotides. RefSeq lists its product as hypothetical. The record is from RefSeq and is a predicted model, not a curated record. The transcript has a single exon. Bases 11 to 943 code for a protein of 310 amino acids. Lineage: Eukaryota; Oomycota; Saprolegniomycetes; Saprolegniales; Verrucalvaceae.
UGGGGACACCAUGGUAGGAUGGAUUGUUUCCGUGGUGUUGGCGGGACUGGCGGGGGCGUCCCCCGAUGCGCUCUUUCCAACGGACGAAGAUGUGGGCCGCUGGACGACCGGACACGGCGACGUUUUGCCCACCGCGUUUCAUCCGUCGCGGGACGAUGCCGCGUGGCUGUUGUGCAUGCUCUGUCGCAGCUCGACGACGUACAUGGACCAAGUGCGCCGGCUGCCGCAGAUCUCAUGUCCGGCGCUGGUUGGCGGCGUUGACGUCACGUGCGCUUGGCUAGCACGCAACAAGUCAUCUCCGACAUGCGACAAGUUGGCAGACAAAGUGAGCGCGAUCAAAAAGUCUCUGGAGCACGGCGAGUGCGUGGCCAAGAUAUGCCGCGACCAGAUGCACAUGUGUGGAAAGCACGACGACCCGCACGGCCGCCCGACGCUGGCAGAGCCACGUGAUGCGAUUCUCGGAGGCUUCCACCCCAAGUGCAUGCAAUGCUGGGUGGCUGUGCAUUACGUGAACGAUACGCGGCGCCAACGCGACUUGCCGGUGAAAGCGGUUCAAAUUGGCGCGGCAAUUGUUUGCGAGCGCGGGGAUUCGCACCGAACGGGGUGCCAUACCUUGACCCACCACGUUCCCGCGAUUCUCGAAGGCUUGACGAACGGAUCGACCGCCAUGGAGAUGUGUCGCCACAUGCAUUAUUGCCCUGGAGCGCCGCCCCAUGUCCGCCUCCCCCACGCUGUCGCACCUCCACCCCACUACCCGACGCCCCAAGUGCCCUUGGUUGAGGGGGCGUUGAAAGAUCCGCCCAAGGUGGACCCGACUGUUGGCGUUGGCGUGAGCUGGGCGUGUGCCGUCAUGGCGUUGAUAGCGCUGCUCUAUUGUGCAUUUGCCAAGCCAUUUCGAGUGGACCCGACAAGUGCCUACAUUGGCAUUCCGCAGGAUGAGUAG